Moesziomyces antarcticus is the source of this 1041-nucleotide messenger RNA. Its product is annotated as oxidoreductase. The record is from RefSeq and is a predicted model, not a curated record. Lineage: Eukaryota; Fungi; Basidiomycota; Ustilaginomycetes; Ustilaginales; Ustilaginaceae. The transcript has 4 exons. Gene Ontology annotation, biological process: sphingolipid biosynthetic process. Gene Ontology annotation, molecular function: 3-dehydrosphinganine reductase activity. Gene Ontology annotation, cellular component: endoplasmic reticulum membrane. The coding region runs from base 1 to 1041 and encodes 346 amino acids.
AUGGGUCUUUUGGGCGGCAAGAAGUGGAAGCCGCAGGGGAAGGAUGUCUUUAUCACGGGCGGCUCGCAGGGUCUCGGCCUCGCGCUCGCCGAAUUGCUCGCUGCCAAGGGCGCAAACGUCACAAUCUGCAGCAGGACCGAGUCCAAGCUUCGCGAGGCGGUCGAGCAGGUCAAGGCAGCAGCCAAGUCCUCGCAGCAAAGAAUCGAGUACGUCGCUGCAGACGUGUCGACAUUCGAGGGCGCCAAGGAGGCGAUUGCGAGUCGCGAUGUCGUGCCGGACACGGUCUUCUGCUGCGCCGGCGGCGCCAAGCCGGGCUUCUUUCUGGAACAGACCGAAAGCGACUUUGAGCAAGGCAUGAAGACCGACUACUGGACCUGCCUUGCCACGGCUCAUGUAAGUACCUUCCGCGCCUUGCAAUUGAAGACCUCGUCCGUCUCACCUCGACUUCACCCGGACCGCUCGCUCACUUUGCCUUCUUCCUCUCUGCACAAUUUGGAACGACAGGCGGCAGCGAAUGCGAUGGCUCGCAACAAGGUGGUAGAUGGCAAGAUCGUGCUUGUCAGCUCGCUCCUCGGCUUUACGGGGCUGAUCGGCUACUCUCAGUAUGCACCCAUGAAGUACGCCAUUCGCGGACUCGCCGAAACGCUUCGAUCCGAGUUGCUGCUGUACGGCAUCUCGGUGCAGGCGUACUUCCCGGCCAGCAUCCUCUCGCCUGGCUUUGAGCAGGAGAACAAGACCAAGCCCAAGGUGACGCUCGAGAUCGAGGAGGGCGACUCACCGCUCACACCGGAACAAUGUGCCAAAGGCCUCGUCAAAGGCGUGGAGCGUGGUCACUUCUUCAUCACCACGGACUUCAACUCGGAGCUCUUCCGCGUCGCUGCUCUCGGCAGCGCCCCGACCAACUCGGCCGUGCUCGACCGUGCGCUUGCGCUGAUUUCGUGGAUCGCCAUCCCAAUCUGGCGCUCCUUUGUGGCCGACAGGGCCGUCAAAAAGCACCGCAAAGAACACCUCGCCUCACUCACGGCCAAGGCGCAAUCGUAA